AGUUUUCAUAUAAACAUUGGAAUUCAACAAGGCCAAUAUGAUACAGUUAUGGAAUAUAAUCGUACAAAAAUCUGUAGUUUUAACACUUCUUAACACUGAGAUAUUUCAACUUGAUGUUGCAGCCAUUAUUAUAACGAUUAUUAAGUAUUUUUAUUACCAUUGAAGCAAUAUUCAUACAAAUAUAACUGUAUGUAGCCUAUUGCUGUAAAUUAAAAGCCUCCAGCAAUAAAUACAACUGAUACAACUAAGUAGUGGCUACCUUCAAACAUAGUUGAAUUGAAGCUAUUGUGCAGAACAUGAAAGUUGUUAAGUUGUCCAUUUUAACUGGACAGUUAAAAAAUAUUAUUAUGACCAACAUAUUUCAUUCUGGGACUUCUGUGAAAGAAUGUCAUAUUUAUUUAUUUAGACUAGGCCUACAUUUAAGUAUGUUUGCUCUUAAUGAAGACACAUGUGAGGUUUUCCUAUACUAAUUCGGUACUAAUAAUCAUUUCAAUAUCAAACGAUGCAAAUGCGUGCAACUAAAAGGCUCGUGUAUGCAUUCGUUUUUAUUGACUGCACAUGCUUGGGCUGCUUUGAGCAGAUCGUCUAGUUGAUUAUAUUUCGUAAAAAUUGAAGAUACCAAUGGCAGACCCCCUAAAACUAUGUCCGUUUAUUAUGUCUGUAAAAACCGUUACAAAAGACGUGUGGAAGUAUUGGUAAAUGCUGUUGCUGGCUUGAAAAUAGUCUUUGUCCUGUUCAUUAACAGGUGCAUAGGCUAAUAUCACUGGUAGUUGCUUUGUGAAAGUGGUCAUGAUGGGCCUUCUUGGAGGUUCUUUUGAGGAACCUAUAGAAAUUUGAACAUCCCUGUAGGGUAGGCUACAGAACUGUAUAGGUCGUGGUACACAACAAACGAGAUUUCUUUUUGUACAUUUGUCAUCAGAAAGGGCAUCAACACUGGAAGGGGAUGCUUUCGUGAUAAAUCACGUCUUCUCUUGCACUCAAUCCUUUAUCACCAUGUCAUUUUAACAUAGAUCGUAUACAUUCAGCUGUUUCGUUUUCUAUUCAAUGUAUAUGUAACUAUAUCGAAUUAAUUUCUCAUAUUACGAUAACAAAAAGAGACGCAUAUACCGCUCGAACACAUUUUUGCUGUGAUAAUGCCUGGCCUGCUAUUGGUGCUUGUUUACACGAUGCCCACAGGAGGCGCUGAUUGGUCGCAUUUCUCACGUGACCGACCAACUUUGUACAUUUGACAGAGGAGUAGGUGGGUUUUGGAGAGAUCAGAAAAACGACAGCACGAUAAAAAUUAGAAUUGUUGCACUUUUCAAAUUAAUGAUCAUGAGUUCCUACUUGAUCAAUUCAAAUUACAUCGAACCUUCUUUCCCACCCUGCGAGGAAUAUCAGCAGAACGGAUACAUGCCCGUGUCCUCUGAUUAUUAUGAGCGGCAGAAAGACGCGGGCUUCCCCCAUCACGAGGAGACAUCAUACCCGCGAUCAAACUACCAAGAGCCGAGCUAUGAUUACGGUAAUGUGUCAACCAACGGCCUCAACGAUUUCACCGACCGUCAUCACGCGCAACCUCAAUCCGUUCCGCAGAAUCAUGGACCCCGCCUCACCACAGAGAGCUGUGCUGGUUCAAUUGCGAGCAAGGAUUGUAGCCUCGUGUCAGAGGCUCUCCCAGGCGCACAGAAGGGUAAAGAGCCGGUGGUGUAUCCCUGGAUGAAAAAAGUCCAUGUUAAUACUGUGACCGCCAGCUACUCUGGAGGAGUGCCCAAGAGGUCUCGCACCGCCUACACACGACAGCAGGCUCUUGAGCUUGAGAAAGAAUUCCACUUUAACCGAUACCUGACUCGACGUCGACGAGUGGAGAUAGCACACACUAUGUGUCUUUCUGAGCGUCAGGUGAAAAUCUGGUUUCAGAACCGCCGCAUGAAGUGGAAGAAAGACCACAAGCUGCCCAAUACAAAGAUCCGCUCCUCAAGCUCUGCGCCCUCCAACCAACACGUGAAAACGGAUGCCACUCAGCAGCAGCAAACGCUGCUUCCCACGCCGUGUUCCUCGAACCUAUAGUGCUAGAAGCAAAUCGACACAGACGGAACUGAACAAGAAAGAAGAACACAUUGCAGUAUUAGGAUCGGAAUUUCACAGGGUCACUUUUUAUUCAGUGUCCGACGAGGCAAACUUCGCCUUCCCAACCUCUUCCUCCACUCUAAUUUGAGCUGGAAAUCACAUCCUUCCUGUAAAAUAGUUUUUCUCUCCAUUAAAGGAACAACAGUAGAAUGUACUUUAACUUGGACAAUGGAUCAUUACGUUUUCUGUCUUUAACCGAGGCAUACCGAGUCUUGUUUGUGAAGAUCAACGCUAGUGACGCGUGUACAAACUGACAUUUUAACAUGAAGGCACAAGUAUAGGAACAAUCGUCCUGGAGUAGAUAUCUUAUUUGUCUUAGUUACAUAUGAGUAUUGUUAAGUGUAUUUACGUCAUCAAAGCUGUGAAUAUUCGUGUAUUUGGUUAUUUGUAUAUUGGUGAAUGAUGUCGAGUUGUUUUAGUAAGCCUGUAUGCAAUUGUAGGCUACCCGUGGAAAUAAUAAAUAUGACUUUAUUGUGCUUUA
Messenger RNA from Pimephales promelas (fathead minnow), 2587 nucleotides. It is a transcript of the gene hoxa4a, whose product is annotated as homeobox A4a. The record is from RefSeq and is a predicted model, not a curated record. Gene Ontology annotation, molecular function: DNA-binding transcription factor activity, RNA polymerase II-specific; RNA polymerase II cis-regulatory region sequence-specific DNA binding. Gene Ontology annotation, cellular component: nucleus; nucleoplasm. Lineage: Eukaryota; Metazoa; Chordata; Actinopteri; Cypriniformes; Leuciscidae. Gene Ontology annotation, biological process: positive regulation of transcription by RNA polymerase II; anterior/posterior pattern specification; embryonic skeletal system morphogenesis.